Messenger RNA from Zygotorulaspora mrakii, 411 nucleotides. RefSeq names its product cornichon family protein. The coding region runs from base 1 to 411 and encodes 136 amino acids. The transcript has a single exon. Gene Ontology annotation, biological process: endoplasmic reticulum to Golgi vesicle-mediated transport. NCBI's taxonomy places the organism in Eukaryota, Fungi, Ascomycota, Saccharomycetes, Saccharomycetales, Saccharomycetaceae. The record is from RefSeq and is a predicted model, not a curated record. Gene Ontology annotation, cellular component: endoplasmic reticulum membrane; COPII-coated ER to Golgi transport vesicle.
AUGGGUGCGUGGCUUUUUAUCCUUGCGGUUAUAGUUAACUGUAUCAACCUUUUUGGUCAAGUCCAUUUUACUAUAUUGUACGCCGAUUUGGAGGCUGAUUAUAUCAAUCCGAUCGAGUUAUGUUCGAAAGUUAACAGCUUGAUCACACCGGAGGCUAUUUUGCACGGUGUUUUGACAACACUUUUCUUAUUGAACGGAUACUGGUUUGUGUUCUUACUCAACUUGCCCAUAUUUGCAUACAAUGCAAACAAAAUCUACAAGAAGGUGCAACUUCUGGACGCAACGGAGAUCUUCAGAACCUUGGGAAAACACAAGAGGGAAAGUUUUUUGAAAUUAGGAUUUUACCUACUGAUGUUCUUCUUUUACCUAUACAGAAUGAUCAUGGCUUUGAUCGUUGAGAGUGGCGAAUAG